Molecule: messenger RNA, 4154 nt
Organism: Oncorhynchus nerka (sockeye salmon)
Lineage: Eukaryota; Metazoa; Chordata; Actinopteri; Salmoniformes; Salmonidae
Product: myb/SANT-like DNA-binding domain-containing protein 2
Exons: 4
Coding region: 23-1747 (574 amino acids)
Source: RefSeq, a predicted model, not a curated record
UCCCCUUAGCAACAGAAGAAAGAUGGCGGCGCCCUGUACCUCUAAUCAUUCUCCCGAGAUAUCGACGCCGUUAAAGAUGCCGAAAACAGAAGUUCCAUCACCAGAAUCAGAGGAUUUGAGUGACAGCAACCAAUAUCAUUCCAAUCCAUCCACACCUAAUCGAUUCUCGCCUCUCAACGUAGGUAUGACGAUUUCUGGGAGCGCAGGCCGAAGUGGAUCGGCCUUUGCCUCAAAUAGCUUCACAGCUUGCCGAGGGAUGUCGUGGACCCCAUCCGAAACAAACGCCCUUAUUGCGGUGUGGGGCAAUGAAAGACUGACGGAGGCACGAAUGCAGCAAUUGGAGGUUGCAGGCACCGUUUUUUCUGGAAAGGCCCCUGGUCCCGCAAUGUACGAGCGGGUCUCACGAGCCCUAGCAGAGCUCGGCUACGAAAGGACCCCAUCCCAAUGCAGGGAGAGGAUGAAGGUAAUGGGGGACAGAACGCUGCGCCGGUGCUAUAGCAGAGUGAAGGAGCAUGGCGUCGGCAAGAGGAAAAGUAGCUACUCCAUCGAGCAGCUGGAAAAGGUGUUUGGCCAGGGAGGCUGGGACUCCCAGACGUGUGCCCCUGUCCUCAUCAACAGUAGUGGCCUGUACCAGGAGAUGGAGUCUGACGGCAGCACCAUGGAGGACUUCUCCCAAGAAGACUGGUGCAACCAGGUGCUGGCCUCCGCCUUCCAGGAGGGAGAGAUGGAAACUGAGGAAACACAGCCGCCAAAGAAUGCCAGUGUCCUGCAGCUUCGACCUGAGCCCUCGGAGCAAGUUCAGAAACAGGAAGUGAUGCAGAAUGUGGUGCGCAUCCUGGAGUCGGUACAGGUGAAGUGGGAGCACUUCCAGACAUGGACCGACUUCUCCAGAUUGCACCUCUCCAACAAGUUGGCCAUCUUUGGUGUGGGCUACAACACACGCUGGCACGAGGACGUCUGCUACCACUACGCCGAAAUCAGCUCCCAGGUGCCUCUGGGUAAGCGGCUGCGCGAGUACUUCAAUCCGGAGAAGGCAGAGGGCCGUGUCAUCAUGACCAAAGUGCAGAAGAUGAACUGGAAGAACGUUUAUUAUAAGUUCCUGGACAUCACCAUUAGCGAGGCGCGCUGCCUGGAGCUGCACAUGGAGGUAGACUGGAUCCCAAUAGCACAGUCAAGGGUGACGGGCUGCAGCAACGGGGCCUCAGAGUACCUCCUACCCGGGGGAAUCCCUAAGACUUAUGGCCUUUAUGCCAUCGGUUACGAGGAGGUGUCAGCGGAGUCAGACUACACAGGGGAGGAUGAGGCCCCAGACUCUCCGCUGCAGCACCAAGACUCUGACCAGAGCUUGCCUCUCUCUGGAUCGUCGGGCUCUGGCGGGUCUGGGUUCGAGAGUGUGGUGGGCCCGGGGGGGAGAGUGGGGGAGAAGACGGUGGCCAAAGUGACCUACUGCUACCUGGGCAUCGCAGAGGAGAGGACCCUACAGCAGUGCCUUUUCCAGCACUUUCAGAGCUCAGGCAAGCACUACAGCCGCAGGCAGCCCUCGGCCGUCACACGCUUCCUCCAGGGGAACUGCAGGGGCACCGGGCAGCAAGCCAGGGAAGAGGGCCUCUCCAUGGGCCCUGAACGCUCGGCCAUUUACAUCAAAUUUAUCGAGGUGGAGCUAGAUUUCCUCUCCGCUGGCUCCCUGGUGGAAUGUCUAGAAAUUGCAGUUGGUUACUCCUUAAAGUACAACAAAGCGACGUUGUAACGCAUGUUGUUUCGAUUCCCAUUGACUGAAGGAUUGAAAGAGGGCCAGAGGGACAUGCAGUAUCUCUUUCUCCCAAUUUAAGUGCAGACCUGAGUUCAAAUACUAUUUGAAAUAAUUUUGAGUACUUAAUCUGGGCUUGAUUGAGCUUGCCUGCGACAAUAAAAACAAUAGAAUAGUCGCAAAACUGCAAACCCCACCCGUCUGACACUCCAGGCAGGCUGAAGCAAACACCAAAAAAUAUUUGAAAGAUUUAAAAUAGUGUUUGAACCCUGAUCUGUAUACACGCUAUCUAAUCAGGGAAUGUGAGAGGGAAUGGCUAGUGCUGGAUGCAUUUCCCUACCUCGAGGAUAUAGCAGGGGAUAUAUAUUAAAAGAUUGUGUGUGCGCUUGUUUAAAAACUGCCUUUACAUUUCUUAGACUUUGGAUGUCUAUCUUCAGGUCUAAAUUGCCACAAAAAGAUCCAGGGGUAAAGAUCAUGUAAGGAAUGUGAACCAAUUGAAAAGAGGACCUAAAGGGGAAAUAUGAAUGAAUAUAUAAAAUAUUGAAGAUCUCUAUAUAGAAAUAUAUAUUUAAGAAUAUAUAUUGAUGUUGUCAAGCAUUCCAGUAUUUGCAAACAUAUGACAUUCAAAGAAGUAUGUUAAUGUUUUGGUGUUUUAUUAUAUAUAUUUUUUAUUAUUGGUUAACAGUCUUUGCGUAUUAUUGUUUCCAGGUCACAGUCUUGUAUGUUUACAUGUUUAGAAAAAACAAUAAAACGGGGCGCUGACCGUCAUUUGCCACUCACCGAUUAGUUUUAGGUUCCGGUGUGCUCAUUUGUGGGUGUUGGGUGUUUGCUAUCUAGUGAUGACCUGUAGGUCCUAUCCUUCCUUGCAGAAAAGCCCAUGCUUCAUGCACCACUUUGUCACUAGAUGGCAGCAAAUAACAGGGUGCUGAGAAGCUACAGGCAGAAGGCGGAUACCUGGCCUGCUACAUUAGGUUAGUGAAUCCCUAACUAUGGGGGGUGAUAAGUUCCAGAAUUAAGCCUCAUGUGUACACGUCAUGUAGACGUAGUGUUCACGUUGUGUAACGUGGCACUGACACAUCAUGUCAGUUUGCUUGUAAGUUUAUUAUGAAAGAUCGUACCAUGAACGCCUUAAAAACGUCUACAUGUGUUACGCAUCACGUGUUAGUUUAAGUGUGUUUAGUUCAUUAUUAAAAAUCGGACCAUGAACGCCUUACAAAUGUUUACAUGUAUAUGAUUUUGAAAAAAUAUUUUUCAUUGGCAGAGUAAUCUACGGUAAUCAAUUUCAUUUGUCGGUUUAGCUAAAAUAGGCAUAUCAGUUCUAGAAAACUUUAGGCUAGUUGAUAUCGCAGCCAGCCACCAUUACUGUGUAGAUAUGCCUAUUUCUCACAUCAAUACAGACACAAGGGCUUCUUUGUUGGAGGUAGCCCUAUUCAGAAAUAAGAGGUAGCCUAGGUCUCUAGUGGCGCAUUUAAAACAACUCGGAACUCUGCAAUCUCUGACUUCCGACUUCAGUGCGUUCAAGACAACUGAACUGAAACUCUGGCAUCUUUCUCUGACCUGAAAAUCACUGAUGUUAUGAUUUGACCUUGUUUUUUCCCCGGGGUUUAACAGACACAAUCACAGUCAUCCUUAGGCUAUACAUUUCUGUGGAGAUGUCUUAUGGUUAAAAGCAGGGCUUGAAUUGAGGGGAUAUGUGAGGAUAUAGGCCUAACCCUUGUAAGAGAGACAGGCAAAAAGCAUGCUACCCCUUGUUUACUUAGCCUAGAUUGCUUUUUUCCAAGGCUAUAACAAUGAUUAACUCCAUGAUUAUUUCCGCAUUGUUUACUAGCCUAUCGAAGGUCUUGCUCAGCCUCAACAUUACAGGAAAAUUUGCUUCUUUUAUUAAAUGAUCCGCAAUUUAGAAUAUUAGUGGUAGGCUAUACCAAAAAUACCUAAAAAAAAAAAGAAAAUCAGUAGGGGUCUAUGCAUAGACCAAAGAUCUUAACAGAUCAAAAUGUUUUUAUUCUGGAGAAUCCCAUUGAAUCAGGCUACACCCUACCUGUUUUGAUCACAGAUCAUGAUGAAGCCUGAACAUUUCAGCAGUUUGUCAUUGAUUUAGCCCACAAUCGCCUAUAGAUUUGAUACACCUGAAGACCUGUAUUUAAUCUGGAUUUGACAAUCAAUAAUCUGACUAGGAUCCUGACUUUUUCCCAUGUCAUAUUUGUUACCAAUUAGGCUAAAUGUAUUCCUAUUAAUACGCUUUUGUUUUCCUAUUAUUUUGCAUAGACAUACAAUUGCGAUGUAAUGUUUUUUAUCAUCUAUGUUUUAUGAAUAAACAGGCAUCGGGGGGAAAAAAUAUAAUUCUGAUGAUCCAUACACAUUGUUACUUACCAUAUAAAAAAUAAUUUAAAUAAAAAACUUUGGCUAA